AUGCCGUCGCCGCAACACCACCACUCCCUCUUCGCCCUCGGCCUGGGCCUCGCCCUCGGCCUGGCGCUGCCGCACGUGCUUCGCCUUCGGAGGCGGCGCGGCCUCGGCGGCAGCACCGUCAAGGCCGGCCUGACCGACACUCGCGCGGUGCGGCUGCCAAGGCGCGUGCUGACUGACUUCCUCGCCGCGUGCUUCACCGCGGCGGGCGCUGCGCCGGCCCACGCCGCGCAAGCGGCAGACGUGCUGGCCUACGCCGACUCGCGCGGCAUCCCGUCGCACGGCGCCAACCGCGCCGACACGUACGCCAACGAGAUUGAGGCGAAGCUCGUCGACGGCGUUGCGAGCCCGGUCGUGGAGCGGAGCUCGGGGUGCACAGCUGUGAUCGAUGGCCGGAAUGCGCUCGGCGCUGUCGUGUGCAACCUCGCGAUGGAGACGGCCCUGCGGCUGGCAAAGGAGCACGGCGUCGGCGUC
This is a messenger RNA of Emiliania huxleyi CCMP1516, 471 nucleotides long. RefSeq lists its product as hypothetical. The annotation marks the transcript as partial. The transcript has a single exon. Gene Ontology annotation, molecular function: oxidoreductase activity. NCBI's taxonomy places the organism in Eukaryota, Haptophyta, Isochrysidales, Noelaerhabdaceae. The record is from RefSeq and is a predicted model, not a curated record.